This is a messenger RNA of Dermatophagoides farinae (American house dust mite), 1646 nucleotides long. RefSeq names its product alpha-ketoglutarate-dependent dioxygenase alkB homolog 4. Lineage: Eukaryota; Metazoa; Arthropoda; Arachnida; Sarcoptiformes; Pyroglyphidae. Gene Ontology annotation, molecular function: oxidoreductase activity; demethylase activity. The record is from RefSeq and is a predicted model, not a curated record. Gene Ontology annotation, biological process: demethylation.
AUUUCAUUUCAAAUUUUCGAAAAAAUCAUAACUUCAAAAACUAAUCAACAAUGAAAUUUAUUUUUUUCGUUUCGUUUUUAGUAUUUGGAAUCGCCAAUAUUAUAGCAGCUGAAGAUGUUGCCCAACCCAAUCAAAGACUCUUAGAUCCAUUGCUCCCAGGAGUCGGAUUGCCAGGACUAGGAGCUGGAUUACCGGGCCUUGGAUUACCAGGACUUGGUGUCGGAUUGCCGGGACUAGGAGCUGGAUUACCGGGCCUUGGCUUGCCUGGUCUUGGUGUCGGAUUGCCGGGCCUUGGCUUGCCUGGUCUUGGUGUCGGAUUGCCGGGACUUGCAGCUGGAUUACCGGGCCUUGGCUUGCCUGGUCUUGGUGUCGGAUUGCCGGGACUUGCAGCUGGAUUGCCGGGCCUUGGCUUGCCUGGUCUUGGUUUGCCUGGAGUUGUGGAUCCAAUCUUAAGAGAAGAAAAAACAGAAUCCGCUUAGUUAUAAUGAAAAAUAAUAUUCAAUUAUUGAUGGCGAUUGAUAUUUUUUUUGUUUGUUUGUUGACGACGAAUAAUAAAUAAAAAAUUUCAAAUUCAUUUACUCUUGUGAUAUUUUAAAAUUUCUGCACUGGAUUAUAUGAAUGGACAUCGGGAAUUUGAUUUUGAUGAAAUCAAAUCACAUGUGUAUUUUUUCAUUUAUAUUUCUGAUUCAAAAUAAUAUGGCCAAUGAUAUUAAAUCAAAAUCUUGCGCCUGCAAAGGUAUUCGAACUUGUUCAAAAUGCGAACAAUACCAACCACCUAAAUCAAGUGAUCGAAAUUUGCAUAUUGAAAAAACCUAUGUCCAUUGUUGGCGAUGUGGCAAUCGGGCUUAUGAUUCUGAAUUUUUCGACAAACAUUUUGAGGAUCAUGAAAAAACCAACAAAUUCGAUAAUAAUGUCCCUAUGGUUGAAAUCGAUGGCAUAUUCUUGCAGACCGAUGUGAUUACUGAUGAUGAAGAAGUUCAACUUAUCCGACAGAUUGAUUCAUUCAAAUGGAUAGAUUCGCAAUCAGGUCGUCGUAAACAAGAUUUUGGACCAAAAAUAAAUUUCAAAAAACAAAAAAUUAACUUCACACCAUUCGAAGGGAUGCCAAAACUUGAUGUUGAACUAUUGAAUACAAUUCGCAGUGAACGUCUUACAUCACAUGACGAUUGGCAUAGAUUUUCAUCGCUUCCAUUUGAUCAAUAUUCAGAUUAUACGAUAUUGAAUCGUUUUCACGCGAUAGAAAUUUGUCAUCUUGAAUAUUGUCCAGAACGUGGAUCAUCAAUCGAUCCUCAUUUCGAUGAUAACUGGAUUUGGGGUGAACGCUUGGUCACAUUAAAUCUGGCUUCAACCACUGCCAUUACAUUGACAUUUCCAGAACUAUCCUCAUCGCCUGAAUAUUGUAUUCGCAUUGUAUGUCCAAGAAAAUCUCUUCUAGUACUGUAUGGUGAUGCACGAUAUAAAUUUCAUCAUUCGAUUCAAAGAACUGAUAUAAAUCAUCGACGAUUGGCCAUAACAUUUCGUGAAUUAGCCUAUUCAUUUUUUCAACAAUCAUUUCUAAACAAAGAUAUGCGACAUUUACAAAUCCGUGAUGAAUUUCUUAAUCGUUCGAAAAAAUUUAUUAUCAAAUAAACAAAAUAAUGCAUUCA